UUUACUUCAACAAAGUGAGAGAAAAUGAAAAUAACAUUUUGAGGAAUUUCUUACUGUUGUCUUAAGCCUUUCCUUCGUUUUUUUUUUUUUUUGGAGACGGACUCAGAGGCUUGAACUGUCGUGUUAUCUUCUUCUGGGUCGUCUCCAAUGGCGAGUUUUAUCAUCACGGAAUGUAGUUUAAGGCCUCUCCCACAAGUUCUUUUUCCUAAACGAAGAAUUGGAGUGAACCCAACAAAGGCCGGAUUUUUACACUCAAGCAACUCUCUAACAGAUCUAAAGUAUUCUAUUAAUUUUUCCAGGGAUUUUUCAAGGGACAGAAAUUGGGGGCUAAAAGUGAGUGCCCCUUUGAGAGUAGAUACAUUAGAUGAAGAUGAGGGGGAAGAUAGAAUCAAUCCUGUUAAUGGGAUUGAAAAUAAAGAAGAAGGAGAAGCUGAAUUUAAUCCUGGGGCGCCCCCUCCUUUUAAGCUUGCUGAUAUUAGAGCCGCAAUACCAAAGCAUUGUUGGGUGAAAGAUCCAUGGAGGUCUAUGAGCUAUGUUGUUAGAGAUGUUGUGGCAGCUUUUGGCUUGGCUGCCAUCGCCGCUUAUCUUAACAACUGGGUUGUUUGGCCUUUGUACUGGGCUGCUCAAGGAACCAUGUUUUGGGCUCUUUUUGUGCUUGGUCAUGACUGUGGUCAUGGAAGCUUUUCCAAUAAUCCUAAGUUGAAUUCUGUAGUGGGACAUUUGCUGCAUUCUUCAAUUCUGGUUCCUUAUCAUGGAUGGAGAAUCAGCCACAGAACUCAUCAUCAAAAUCAUGGCCAUGUUGAGAAUGAUGAAUCAUGGCACCCUUUGUCUGAGAAAAUAUACAAAAAUUUGGAUAAAGCUACAAGAAUUUUGCGUUUCACUCUGCCAUUUCCCAUGCUUGCAUACCCAUUUUAUCUCUGGAAUAGAAGUCCUGGGAAGAGUGGUUCUCACUUUGAUCCAAACAGCGAUUUGUUUGUCCCAAGUGAAAGGGAAGAUGUGAUCACUUCUACCUUAUGUUGGACGGCCAUGGCUGCUUUGCUAGUGGGUUUAUCCUUUGUAUUGGGCCCUAUGCAAAUGCUUAAACUCUACGGCAUCCCAUACUGGGUUUUUGUUAUGUGGUUGGAUUUGGUGACAUAUUUGCAUCACCAUGGUCACGGAGAAAAGCUCCCCUGGUAUCGUGGGAAGGAGUGGAGCUAUUUGAGAGGAGGGCUUACAACGCUUGAUCGAGAUUAUGGAUGGAUUAAUAACAUCCACCAUGAUAUUGGAACCCAUGUCAUUCACCAUCUCUUCCCACAGAUACCACACUACCAUUUAGUGGAAGCAACUGAGGCUGCUAAACCGGUACUUGGAAAAUAUUAUCGCAAGCCUAGUAAAUCAGGACCUCUACCUCUCCACCUAAUUGGAAGUUUGAUCAGAAGUUUGAAAAAAGAUCAUUAUGUCAGUGAUAAUGGCGAUGUUGUGUACUACCGGACCGACCCAAAGCUGAAGUGCUCAUCCAGAUGAGCUUAAAGCUUUCAUAUAUAGCGUUUCUCAGCCAAUGCGGUGAUGGGUAGCAAGCUCUUUAUCUUGAAUUAGUAUUGCUUGAACUUGAGCAAUCAGAGAGGUUGUAUUGACAUGUUAUGAACUCCUGCAGUGAUAUGAAGAGGAGUGAUACCCAAAAGACAGAUUAUUUAGGCAGAAGAGACGUGAGGUGUUGUUCUUAAAAUUCUGAAGGGAAAGUGUAUAUUAAAUCCUGAAGAUUUAUUUAGGUCUUGAGCAUUAUUUAUUCAUGGAUUAUUUGGUCAAAACCUGAAAUUAUAUGAAAAGGUGAUGUUUUUACCCAA
Mangifera indica (mango) is the source of this 1823-nucleotide messenger RNA. RefSeq names its product omega-3 fatty acid desaturase, chloroplastic-like. The transcript has 8 exons. Gene Ontology annotation, biological process: lipid metabolic process. The record is from RefSeq and is a predicted model, not a curated record. Gene Ontology annotation, molecular function: oxidoreductase activity, acting on paired donors, with oxidation of a pair of donors resulting in the reduction of molecular oxygen to two molecules of water. Bases 148 to 1503 code for a protein of 451 amino acids. Lineage: Eukaryota; Viridiplantae; Streptophyta; Magnoliopsida; Sapindales; Anacardiaceae.